Molecule: messenger RNA, 1810 nt
Organism: Uloborus diversus
Lineage: Eukaryota; Metazoa; Arthropoda; Arachnida; Araneae; Uloboridae
Product: synaptic vesicle 2-related protein-like
Exons: 15
Coding region: 103-1602 (499 amino acids)
Biological process (GO): transmembrane transport
Cellular component (GO): membrane
Molecular function (GO): transmembrane transporter activity
Source: RefSeq, a predicted model, not a curated record
GCUGCUGACAACGCGAUUCUGUUUUUCUCAGCGGAAGCCCUGGUGCAGGAAGGGAAAACGCGCCCCUGGUUUGAAAAUUAUCUUGUAAAUUGCAGUGGGGUCAUGCCGGCCGAAAACAAUAGGAGGAUCCAUUCGUCAUCGAUUGACAGAAAUGAGAUUAGUGCAGAAAAUGGCCAAUCUGCGGAUCUCGUUCAAAACGAUAUAUUUACUCCAGAAGAAGCAAUAAACUUCGUCGGAAUAGGCCAUUUUCAGGUGAAGCUGACACUUUUGUCUGGAUUCGUUUGGAUGGCCCGGGGUUUCGAAGCAGUUGUGAUAAAAUAUGUAGGAAAUUUGGUCGCCUGCAGUUGGAAUAUCGCACGGUGGCACAAUGCUCUCAUCACCACAGUCACAUGUUUAUCCUCGAUGCUGGGCUGUUUUCUAUAUGGAAUCUGGUCAGAUAAAUAUGGCCGAAGAACGGCGUUGUCAUCUUCGCUAAUCUUCCUUGUCGUCUUUGGCGCUGUGUCCUCAGGACUUCCCAGUUACACUUGGUACAUCGUUUUUCGAGCCGUCGGAGCAUUUGCCAUUGGAGGCCUCCCACAAGCGUUGACUCUUUGCUGUGAAUACGUUCCCGGCAGGCAGAGGGGGCGUGCCAUAUUCAUCCUGUCUUUCUUCUGGGCUCUGGGUGUCGUCAUACUUCUGUCCUUCCUCUACUUCACGCUGGAGACCUCUGAAAAUUGGAGACUCUUCCUCGCAUUCGCUUCUUUGCCCGCUGCUAUCGCCAUGGUCAUGAUGAGGUGGUUCCCAGAGAGUUUCCGUUACCUGUUGGUAAGCGAACAGUAUGUUGCAGCUGGGCACACCCUGGCGGAAAUGGCUUUAACAAACAGAAAGGACCUUCCUAGAGGAUCCCUAAAUCCCUUAGUCGACAGGAAAAGGAGAGGUCGACCAGGUCUUCUCUUCACCGAAGGCCAACUGAAGAGCACUCUUCUUUUUAUGUACAUGGGGGUUGCUACAGGAGUUGCGUACUACGGCUUAGACAUGAUGACGCCGCAUCUAACUCGUUACGGAACUCAAAAUAUUACAGACAUGAAUUACACAACCGACAACUUUCUCAGCGACAAAUUUCUUCCCAUAUCCUGCCUGAAAGGAAUGGAAACAACAGAAUUUAUCGAAAUCUUGUGGACGAAUGCACUGGAUUUCCCAGGUUUUCUCAUCUUUUUCAUCUUGGUGGAUGUCAUCGACAGGAAAAUAUUGCUGUCCGCAUCUUGCCUGCUCUGUUCACUCUUCACGUUUCUGUUGCUUCUUCCAACGAGCGACCCCAUUAUGCCCAUUGCCUUCUUCUUCUGUGCCAGGACGCUUCUCAUCAGCCAGUUCGACAUGCUCCUACUUAUGACGGCAGAAGCAUUUCCAACUACUCAGAGAGGACUAUCUGUUGGUUUGGAGACAGCUACAUAUUAUCUAGGGCAGCUGAUUAGUUCAUAUGCAGUUCAGGGUUUAUUAAUCAACAAUUUCAUCUUGCCAGUGAGUUUCAUAGGAAUUCUUAUGUUCUUCAGUGCAGUGUCAUCAGCUUGCCUUACGUGGGAAACCAGAGGCCUCGAACUCCAGGAUGUACUGAAAUUCAAAUAAAAGGAAAUUUGCUGGCAAAUGCAACUAUAAAAGAACGUAAACAGUUGGACGAAGACGCAUUAAAUGCUAACACUUGUGGAAGGAUGAUGAUACUUGAAAAUUGAUACACGGAAAGAAAUGUUUUAUUUUAUUGCAGCAACAAGAUAUUGAUUUUCACGGUCGAUGUUUGUACAUUAUAUAUUAAAUAAAAGAACUGUUGAAGUUACCA